This is a messenger RNA of Balaenoptera ricei (Rice's whale), 4186 nucleotides long. It is a transcript of the gene SETDB2, whose product is annotated as SET domain bifurcated histone lysine methyltransferase 2. Gene Ontology annotation, molecular function: zinc ion binding; DNA binding; histone binding. The coding region runs from base 1003 to 3495 and encodes 830 amino acids. Lineage: Eukaryota; Metazoa; Chordata; Mammalia; Artiodactyla; Balaenopteridae. The record is from RefSeq and is a predicted model, not a curated record. Gene Ontology annotation, biological process: negative regulation of gene expression; heterochromatin organization. Gene Ontology annotation, cellular component: nucleus. The transcript is spliced from 21 exons.
UGGACCCAGUGGGUGUGCAGCCAAUGGGCUCCGGGCCAAGUGGUGGAAACCGUCAGUGUCCGACUCCUCCCAUUUCGGGUUCGCGUUAGGUAGGCCUGCACGUUAGAGGUCCUCCGUCCCGGCUGAAGCGAGGCGGGACUGUUUUUGCUGAGGUGAGGUCUAGUAAAUGGUGAAGUACUUCCCGGCCAGAGGGCACCUGGGGCCGUGAGGUCUCGGUGGCGUGCAGUGGGAGAGGAGUCCGACCCGCGGGGGAACCCAGCCUCGCCAACGGAGCGGGACGAGCGCAGCCCUCCGGUCUGGCGGGCGGCGUGGAAACCGCAGUCGAGCCGGUGUAACUGAGGCACGGCUGUGGUUGGCCCUCCCAACGGCUCUUUCGGCCCAGCACCCGGGAACGCGGCGGAGCUCUCGGCCGCGUGGAUCCCAGCCCUUGUCACCUCCCUUCUUUCACCCACGUGCAGUCCCGGGCUGGAGAAGGGACUGCGGGCGCAGUGAGUUCUCAACCCGCAUUCCAGUCUCUUGUCACCCGAUGCACAUCUUCAUGUGAGGUGAUUCCUAAGCAGCUGGGGAUCCUGAGGCUGUAAAAGGGGCUGCGGGGAGUGGACUGCAGUCCAAAAUCCAGAAGCAGAAUUUGAUGGUUUAACCACUGACCCAUUUCACAGAAUGUUUCAUGCAUUCAUGGACCGAAAGAUGGAGUUGGUUUUAUUUUUAAAAUGAUAUUGUCAGUGAUCUGAUACGACUAUAAGUAUUCACUUGAUGAAGAUGCAUGGACUUGUCAUUAAGUUGGACUAGUGAUCAUUUCUGAAAGUUUCUUCAACCACAAUUUCUAUUUGAAAAUUCAAGUAUCAAAGAAUAUUUGGUUUAGAGUGGUAUAAUGAUUCUCUGAGUACUGCAAAUUUCAUAGAGACCACAGUUGGAUUCCAGUUAUAUUCUACAAUCAAAGUGAUUCAGUUCUUUGAUAAAGUUAAUUUUGAAGAAUUUUAUGUUUGUAAACAACGCCAAAAGAUGGGAGAAAAAAAUGGUGAUGCAAAAACUUUCUGGAUGGAGCUAGAAGAUGAUGGGAAAGUGGAUUUCAUAUUUGAACAAGUGCAAAAUGUGCUGCAGUCACUGAAACAAAAGAUCAAAGAUGGAUCUGCCACAAAUAAAGAAUACAUCCAAGCAAUGAUUCUAGUGAAGGAAGCAACUAUAAAUAAUAAUUCAGCUUUGAUAAAGGAUCAUACGUCUGUGACCCAGAAUGCACAGGAAAACAAAUCAAGUUCAUUGCCCUCUACAUCACAUGAAGACUCCUUUCCAGAAGACUAUACCUCUCUAUCUACAGAAAAUAAGGCAGUUCCCCCUCUGGAAAAUAAAGUUGCAGACUUUAGAGAAAAAGAAUCAUCUUCAAAUUUAUCUUACCAAAAGCAUGACUGCUCUGGUGCCUGUCUGAUGAAAAUGCCACUUACCUUCAAGGGAGAAAACCCUCUGCAGCUACCAAUCAAAUGCCACUUCCAAAGACGACAUGCGAAGACAAACUCUCAUUCUUCAGCACUCCACGUGAGUUAUAAAACCCCUUGUGGAAGGAGUCUACGAAACGUGGAGGAAGUUUUUCGUUACCUGCUUGAGACAGAGUGUAACUUUCUAUUUACAGAUAACUUUUCUUUCAAUACCUAUGUUCAGUUGACUCGGAAUUACCCAAAGCAAGAAGAAAUUGUUUCUGAUACGGAUAUUAGCAAUGGAGUGGAAUCGGUGCCCAUUUCUUUCUGUAAUGAAAUUGACAAUAGAAAGCUUCCACAUUUUAAGUACAGAAAGACUAUGUGUCCACGAGCAUAUUAUUUAAACAGCUUUUCCAACAUGUUUACUGAUUCAUGUGACUGUUCUGAGGGCUGCAUAGACAUAACAAAAUGUGCAUGUCUUCAACUGACAGCAAGGAAUGCCAAGACUUGCCCCUUGUCAAGUAGUAAAAUAACCACUGGAUAUAAAUAUAAAAGACUACAGAGACAGAUACCUACUGGCAUUUAUGAAUGCAGCCUGUUGUGCAAAUGUAAUCGACGAAUGUGUCAAAACCGAGUUGUCCAACAUGGACCUCAAGUGAGGCUACAAGUAUUCAAAACUGAGAAGAAGGGAUGGGGAGUACGUUGCCUAGAUGACAUUGACAGAGGGACGUUUGUUUGCAUUUAUUCAGGAAGAUUACUAAGCAGAUCUAACACUGAGAAACCUGAUGCUAUUGAUGAAAAUGGAAAAGAAGAGAAUAUUAUGAAAAAUAUGUUUUCAAAAAAGAGGAAAAUAGAAGUCACAGAUUGUGAGGUUGAAGUUAUCCCAUUAGAAUUGGAGACAUAUCCUAGAAGUGCUAUGACUGAGGAGUGUCCACCUAAGCUCCAUAAUAAUCCCAAAGAGCCUAUUAUAGAAAUGAAAUGUAACAGUAUUUCAAGAAUUCAGUAUCAUUCAGUCAUUAGAAGUCCUAAAACCAAGAUGGCCAGUAUUCAACACAACGGGAAAAAGAUGGGAUUUACUUCCUCAGAGUCUGUCACCUCAGAAGAUAAUGGUGGAUUUAAACCAACUCAAGUACAUCUGAACUCUAAAGCCAAGGAAAUGAGAGGUGUCUUUCAGGUUGCAGAAAAGUUGCAAAAAAGGAUAUGCGCGCUUUGCCCCAAAGACCUCGAGUGUAGUGUCCUGUACUUUGCACAGUCAGAGAAUAUAGCUGCUCAUGAAAACUGUUUGCUGUAUUCCUCAGCACUUGUGGAAUGUGAAGAUCAUGAUCCGCUUAAUCGUGAUAGAAAUUUUGAUGUGGAAUCAGUAAAGAAAGAAAUCAAGAGAGGAAGGAAGUUGAAAUGCACAUAUUGUGGGAAAACAGGAGCCACCGUGGGAUGUGAUUUAAAAUCCUGUCUCAAGAAUUACCACUUUUUCUGUGCCAAGAGUGACCACGCAGUUCUACAAGCUGAUGGAUCUGAAGGAACUUACAAAGUAUUGUGCCAACAACAUGCUGACCCUCAAAAUGACCUACUCUCAAUGAAGGCUUUGUCUGGUGUCUUCCAUUCUCACUUCAGUCAGCAAACCGAACUGAAACCCGGAGUGAAAAGAAAAAGGGGAAGGAAAAAACGUCUCUCAGCAGGCAAUCCUGUACAGCCACCGGAAAGAAUGGCAUUGGAUAGGAGGGAAAAGGAUGGCAGACACACAGAUGCAAUUGUGAAAGUUGCUUUUCUUAAGAAAUGUAAAGAAGCGGGUCUUCUUAAUGCUUUAUUUGAAGAAAUAUUAGACAAACUUCAUUUGAUUCAGGAAAGACUCAUGGAUGAGACCACUUCAGAAUCAGACUAUGAAGAAAUUGGGACUUCACUUUUCGACUGUAGAUUGUUUGAAGAUGCAUUUGUAAAUUUUCAAGCAGCAAUAGAGAAUAAAAUUCAUCAAUCUGAAGAAAGGCAGCGGCAGCUGAAGGAAGAGACUGAGCUACUUCAGAACUUAAAACAAACCUUGUGCUCUGAGCUUCAGUCAAGUUCUACUUCAGAUUCUUCUCUGUCUUCUUAAGAAUGACCAUUUCCUAAGCCAGGAAUCAAGCACGGUUGUAAACAGGCUGAAAGCUGGAGACGGGCCUGUGAAAGCCACACAUCUUUAGCACUAGGCCCCUCGUGUCUCUCUGGCCCUCAAACUUUGAUCCUCACCAGCCCUUACCUGUUCUUGCUGAUUUGGCAUCUUAUGCCUUUUUACUGCCUCCUCUUCCUCAUCAUCAUCUCACUUGUACCCCUCCCCCCCCAAUAAAAUAUUUCUGAUUCUACUUGAGUAAAUUGGACCAUGCCUCCCAUCGCUCUAAAAAUCCUUUGGUGGAUUUUUAGAUUUUUAGAUCCCGCCUCCCCCACCCCCACUACAGUGAGCUAAGUGGAUUCCAGGUGCUCCUGCCCCCAGGGCCUUUGCACAUUCUGCUGUGAAGUCUUCACUGCUCCUCCUGCGGAUGUCCUCAUACCUAUUCCAUCUGAGAGUACUUUCUCUUCAUAUCCCUUCUCGGUGUAAGCCACUCUAUCAUACCUCAAACCGAUGGAGUAUAAGCAGUCUGAGGGCAGAAACUCACAAUUCCUGUGUUUUCCUCCCUGUCACAUUCCCAGCAGCUAGCGUGCUCAAUAAAUGUUGAAAAAAUGCAUAAACUGUUUUUAUCUUUUGAGACUAGUUCCAGCCUGUAAUGCUUCUUUGAUAAAAUAAAUCUGAACGUUAUACCUGUACCAAA